Zingiber officinale is the source of this 1960-nucleotide messenger RNA. RefSeq lists its product as uncharacterized. Lineage: Eukaryota; Viridiplantae; Streptophyta; Magnoliopsida; Zingiberales; Zingiberaceae. The record is from RefSeq and is a predicted model, not a curated record. The annotation marks the transcript as partial. The transcript has 7 exons.
CAAUUCUGGGGUUAUUCUGCAGUACCUUUUCGUUCUCGCUGUCUUUCGUUGCCUUCUUUGCCUUGGCUCGUCUUCUGUUCCCUGCUCCGUUUCUCUUCUCUUCUCCUCUCCUCUCCUCUCCUCUCCAUGGCCACGAAGCAUCUCUCUAUCCCUCUCUUCCUCCUCCUAAUUGUCUCCCCUCUUCUCUUCUUCUCCUCCUCUUUACCUUGGGGUGGGGACGAUGCGGCAUCGUGGAAGGCCCCGCUCCGUGCCAUGGAUCUGCUCCCCCUCCUCCCCCGGAGAGUGGCGUGGCCCCUCCUCCGAUCGCUCCGUAGCGCAGUUGACCUCCUCCCCACCUUCGUUGGCUCCGCAUCCUCUCCUGACGCUGACCUCGAAUGGAAGGGCGCCUGCUUUCACAAGAACACCGCGUGGAUGGAGUUCCACAACAAGAGCAAGUCCCAAUUCGGCGGCGGUACGCUCCAUAUCAAGAUAAGCAAUGCUCAUAGUUGGACUUGCAUGGACCUUUAUGUGUUUGCUACACCAUAUCGUGUGACAUGGGAUUACUACCUUUUGUCUCGGGAACAUACUCUUGAUUUUCACAUGUGGGAAGGGGAAGCUGAAUAUGAAUAUGUGAAAAAUCAUGGAGUGUCAAUUUUUCUUAUGGAAUCUGGAAUGAUUGGAACUCUUCAGGCAUUGUGGGAUGUCUUUCCUCUAUUUACAAAUACUGGAUGGGGUGAAAGUUCAAAUCUUGCUUUCCUUGAGAAGCAUAUGGGAACUACAUUUGAGCAACGACCUCAACCGUGGAUUUCAACUAUCAAUGUUAAUGAUAUUCAUUCAGGAGACUUCUUGGCUAUCUCGAAAAUUCGUGGACGUUGGGGUGGAUUUGAAACUUUGGAAAAGUGGGUCAGUGGGGCCUAUGCUGGCCACACUGCAGUUUGCCUAAAGGAUUCUGAAGGAAAACUUUGGAUUGGUGAAUCAGGUCAUGAAAAUGAGAAGGGAGAGGAUAUAAUAGUCAUUCUACCAUGGGAAGAAUGGUGGGAAUUUGAGCUCACUAAAGAUGACUCAAAUCCACACAUUGCAUUGCUUCCACUCCAUCCAGAUAUCAGAGCAAAAUUUAACAACACUGCAGCUUGGGAGUAUGCUAAAAGCAUGUCAAAUAAGCCAUAUGGGUAUCAUAACAUGAUCUUCAGCUGGAUAGAUACUAUAAGUGGGAACUAUCCACCACCUCUUGAUUCGCAUGUGGUGGCUUCUGUGAUGACCAUGUGGAAUAAAAUCCAGCCAGCCUAUGCUGCAAAUAUGUGGAAUGAAGCCCUAAACAAGCGGCUUGGAACUGAGGGUUUUGAUCUGCCUGAAAUCAUUGUUGAAGCUGAAAAGAAUGGUACUUCUUUUGACGAGUUAUUGACAAUUCCUGAACAAGAUGAUUGGAUCUACUCCGAUGGUAAAUCAACAUCAUGUGUUGCUUUCAUUCUCGAACUGUACAAGGCAGCAGGAUUGUUCGACCCGAUUGCCAGCUCUAUACAAGUGACUGAAUUCACUAUCAGAGAUGCCUACACCCUCAAUUUUUUCGAGAGCAACUCGAGCCGUCUGCCGGAGUGGUGCAACAAAUACGAUGAUGUGAAACUUCCUUAUUGUCAAAUUAAGGGCAGAUAUCGGAUGGAACUACCAGAUUACAAUAGCAUGGAGCCAUACCCUCACAUGAAUGAGAGAUGCCCAUCACUACCACCAUAUUAUGAGAGGACGAGUUAUUGCUGAAAGUCAAUGUGUAAGCUGCAUUGUUAUGUCAUGCAGUUUGGUUCUUGUAUAUAUCGAUGUAGGAUAUAUGAGUGGAUACAAGUUGGGGAAGGGAUUCAAUGAACCGUAUUUGGUUUUGUUGGGAAUUAUUGGUCGGUGGUAGGCCACUGGGUGUGCUUAUCCUGUAUUUGUAUAUACAAUAUGUUUAACUGCUGAUCUAAAAUCUCUACGUCUAGAUGUUAGAGGUCCA